AUGGCCCAAGAUAUUGCGAAUUCGCUGACGAGCAAAUACGCCGGCGCAGGUCCUGCCCGCAGCCAUAUCUUUGCCGCCUUUGCUGCCAUCGCCUGGUACAAUGCCAUUGAACUCAUUGUUCUGUGCUUUGUCUCCUUCAAACGACACCAAGGGUGCUACUUUUGGAGCUUACUCGUCGCCUCCUCCUCCAUCAUUCCACACUGCUUAGGCUUUGUGCUGCUCUUCUUCCCCACCGGGGUCUCGCCCUAUGCCUGCGUCACAUUGAUUAUCGUCGGCUGGAUUGGCAUGGUGACCGGCCAAUCCAUGGUCCUCUGGUCCCGUCUGCAUCUAGUCUUGCAAAAUACAAAAGUACUUUGGGGGGUACUAUGGAUGAUCAUCAUCGAUGCCGUCCUCCUCCACGUUCCCACCACCAUCCUGCUUUAUGGCGCCGCAACUCAAACGAACGGUGCCUUCGCUGCGGGAUAUAAUAUCAUGGAACGCAUUCAGCUUGUUGGAUUCUGUAUCCAAGAACUGAUUAUAUCCGGUAUAUACGUGUGGGAGACGGUAAAGUUGUUGCGCUUACGGCCUGAGGGCCGUCCUUCCGGUAUCCUUCGCCAGCUCCUUCUCAUCAACAUUGUCAUCCUUAUUCUGGAUAUCGCCGUCGUCGUGAUUGAAUAUGUCGGUUUCUAUGCCGUCCAGGUCAUGUUCAAACCGGUGGCUUACAGCAUCAAACUCAAGCUUGAAUAUGCAAUCCUGGGCAAACUGGUGGCAAUCGCUAGGGGGUCCUACGAGGAUGAAUUACCCUCGAGCUCCCGCGAUAUCGUGUCGUUCCCUUCAUCUCAAGAAACCCAAUCGGCGAAUGGGUCUCGUCGUAACAAUUACCGCCAAUAUAGCCUCCCUUGGAUUUGGGAGAGUUCACAACCCUCGAGCUGCAUAUCAUCAGGUGGUUGA
Penicillium verhagenii is the source of this 930-nucleotide messenger RNA. RefSeq lists its product as uncharacterized. The transcript has a single exon. NCBI's taxonomy places the organism in Eukaryota, Fungi, Ascomycota, Eurotiomycetes, Eurotiales, Aspergillaceae. The record is from RefSeq and is a predicted model, not a curated record. The coding region runs from base 1 to 930 and encodes 309 amino acids.